Molecule: messenger RNA, 898 nt
Organism: Nestor notabilis (Kea)
Lineage: Eukaryota; Metazoa; Chordata; Aves; Psittaciformes; Psittacidae
Gene: ACAD8
Product: acyl-CoA dehydrogenase family, member 8
Exons: 7
Molecular function (GO): flavin adenine dinucleotide binding; acyl-CoA dehydrogenase activity
Source: RefSeq, a predicted model, not a curated record
CAGACGCGGUUUCUGAGCUCUUUUCCUGCUUUCCUAGCGUCCGUCGGCCUCACUGAGGAGCAGAAGGAAUUCCAGAGCCUUGCCCUAGAUUUUGCUGCCAAAGAGAUGGCUCCUCACAUGGCUGAGUGGGAUGCGAAGGAGAUUUUCCCUGUGGACACAAUGCGGAAGGCAGCCCAGCUAGGAUUUGGUGGGGUCUACGUGAAACCAGACGUCGGUGGCUCUGGAUUGUCACGACUUGAUACCUCCAUAAUCUUUGAAGCUCUGUCAACGGGAUGUACCAGCACCACUGCUUAUAUGAGCAUCCACAACAUGUGUGUCUGGAUGAUCGACACCUUUGGCACCGAGGAGCAGAGACGCAGGUUCUGCCCGUCGCUCUGCAGCAUGGAGCAGUUUGCUUCUUACUGCCUGACGGAGCCAGGAAGUGGGAGCGAUGCAGCUUCCCUGCUGACCUCGGCUCGGAGGAAAGGGGACACCUACAUCCUGAAUGGCUCCAAGGCCUUCAUCAGCGGAGCAGGGGACACGGAUGUCUACGUGGUGAUGUGCCGCACGGGAGGCCCAGGCCCCAAGGGCAUCUCCUGCCUGGUGCUGGAGAAGGGAACGCCUGGGCUCAGCUUUGGGAAGAAGGAGAAGAAGGUGGGCUGGAAUUCCCAGCCAACUCGGGCUGUGAUCUUUGAGGACUGCGUUGUUCCUGUCGGCAACCGGCUGGGAGCUGAAGGGCAGGGCUUCAGCAUCGCCAUGAAGGGCCUCAAUGGGGGCAGGAUAAACAUCGCUUCCUGUUCGUUAGGAGCUGCUCACGCCUCUGUCCUCCUGGCUCGGGAGCAUCUCACCGUCCGCAAGCAGUUUGGGGAACCCCUGGCAAACAACCAGGUAACCUCCGCUCCCGGGGCUGGGAGGGGAC